GCCAUGGAGACGGUAUCCAUUGCAAUAGUCAUCGGUCUUGUGUCGAUGUGUGGUGUCAGUGACGUACAUGCUGACACCAAUUUGACAGCUUUCACUGGCCAACCGAGGCUACUAGAGGGAGAGAUCAACGCAUGGAACAAAACAGCUGUUUAUCUUGAGACUAAAAUGAAUAAUACAUUUAGCACUUUGGAUUCAUCACUGAAAGAGAGACUGACUAACACGUUCAUUCCUUCCUUGAUGAAGGCUCUCGUGAAACAAGCGAUUACUGGCAUUCUGAAAGAAGGUUACAUUGAGGAUAUUAUUAGGGGACGUGAUCUGGAUGAAGUCAACAGCCUGAAAGCCAAUGUACACAACACGAAGACACAACUUCAGGCAGUAAAACAACAGUUCAGACAUGUUGAACGAGAAGGAGACACUUUCAAAGAGAGUGUUGUAAAACUAUGUGGCGAGCUGACCGAAGACAUCCAUGGUUUACAGCUGCAGCUGAAUGAGACGGUAGCUGGUCUUUGUGAUGCAAAGAUAGUGAACACUGCUAUAAGACAAGCUGUGAAUACAAGCUGUGUGAAGAUGAACCAAGCUACUGAAAAACUCACCAAUGAUAACAAGUCAUCCAGGGUGGGCUUGCGGGGAAUGCAGCAAAAGUUCAGUGCUGACAUUCAGAGUUUAAACAAUCAAUUAAAUCAGACCAUUAAUGAUCUGCAUGAUUCAAAGCAAAGAAUCACUGGUCUUACAGAGGACAUUAUGGCACUUAAUACAAGCUGUGUGAUGAGAGAAGGGAUUAAAGAGAAUGAUGUUAAUGAAACGUUGCUGUCUACAUCGCCCCCUAUGUUUCCUGGUGCUUCAGGAGCGACUCCAUCACCAGCAGACUUCGAGAACCUCCAUGACGCCAGCGGGGACGUGGACCUGGAGGAGAUGAAGCGGGUACUGUCAUCACCAGCAGACUGCCGCCGUCUCUUUGAUGCCAGCAAGUGGGGAGAGCUGGAGAUGGUAGAGCGGCUCCUGUCUCGAGGCGUCGACGCCAACUGUUGGUUGAGAAAGAGGAGCAGGACACCUGUAAUGACGGCAGCACUGAGGGGACACAGAGACGUGGUUGAGCUCCUUGUGAGUAAAGGUGCAGAUGUGUCACUGGUGGACAAGAACGGUGAAAAUACCUUUCACUUGGCCUGUAGGGAAGAUAAAAGCGAGACGGUGAAGUUUUUGCUGUCUCUGAACGUGGUUGACAUCGACGCCAGCAACAAGCAGGGCCGGACAGCAGGGUACCUGGCGACAUCCAUCACCACUCAGUGUUUGUGCGGACGGUGGAGGUGACGUGACAGUGACGUGGUGUGCCGUUCACGUCGUUGUGUGUUAAUAUGUCUUCAUUUACGUGAAACUGUUUGGUUUGUUGGAGAUAAAUAAAACUUGUAAAAAGUU
Molecule: messenger RNA, 1413 nt
Organism: Haliotis rufescens (red abalone)
Lineage: Eukaryota; Metazoa; Mollusca; Gastropoda; Lepetellida; Haliotidae
Exons: 2
Coding region: 4-1308 (434 amino acids)
Molecular function (GO): protein binding
Source: RefSeq, a predicted model, not a curated record